AACACAUUCCAAUACCCCCAUUCUAUACUCCAUCUUCUUCUUCUUAAACUAAAACCCUAAAUCACAUCUAUCUAUAUUUGUUUGUUUCAUCAUACCAGUUAUAUUCAUUCAGUUAAUGGGUUCUGUUCUAAUCCCCUUUUCUUUUUCUCUCUUCUUCCUUCUCUCUUAUGAUCUGGUUCUUUCGAAUCCCUUUCGGAAUAUUCCAGUUCCACCAAACAACAGCAGAAAUGAACGGACAUGUCCACCAGAACAAUAUAUCAGUUGCCGGGGCCAUGAUUAUCUGCUCAAAUUGCCUCUCAAAAACUUCCCCUAUCCAGAUACAAGAUGCGGGUUAUGGACCGUUGAUUGCUCAGAUCAUGAUGUCCCAACAAUUCAGAAUGCUCCGUAUGAUGAAUAUUCAUUAGAAACUAUUAAAGGAGAUUCCAUCAUCAUCAAUGACACACGUCUGGCUUCACUUAUUUCCGACAAGGAUGGUUGUGGCUUCGUUGAAGAAUUUUUUACUUUUCCAAGAACAGACACUUCUAAAAGCAUAAGCAUAGUAAACUACUCAAUCUCCCCCAACAUGACCGUUUUCAAAUGCUCUGAUCCACCUCAACAAUUUCAUUUUGUCGAUCUCUGUCCGGAUAAUCUUGGUCUCUAUUUUAGCUAUUCAGCUGAAGAGCUGAUUCAACCGAAUCCCACCUGUCACCCCAUUGUUGUGCCUAUUAUGUCAGAAACAGAGAUCAGAAAUCCAAACGACCUGUUUUCUCUCUUGGCUUCCCAAUUCACUAUUCAACUACAUCUUCCAGAACCAUGCUCAAAUGAAUGUCAUCCUAAUCGUAAUGCUAAAAAAAUUACAGAUUUAAAGAGGCGUAACACAAUCAUUCUUGCAACAGUUCUACCCGGAGGCUUUCUGAUUAUGGUUGGAGUUUUCAUUUUCAUCAUUUGGCAGCGUAAAAGGUUGAAGAAUUUGUUUUUCUAUCGGCCCUUCUCAAGAAAAUCCUCAUCAAGGACAGAUCUUGAAAGGCCUGUGUCUGAGUAUUUUGGAGCUUCUGUUUUCACAUAUGAAGAACUUGAAAAAGCAACCAAGAAUUUUGAUCAAUCUAAAGAAUUGGGAGAUGGAGGCUUUGGAGCCGUUUACCAUGGAAAACUAAGUGAUGGAAGAGAAGUUGCGGUGAAGAGACUAUACCAACACAAUUGUAAAAGAAUUAUACAUUUCAUGAACGAAGUCAAAAUCCUCACGGGCCUUCGCCACCCGAAUCUUGUUACUCUCUACGGUUGCACCUCGAGACAUAGUCGUGAGCUCCUCCUCGUCUACGAGUACAUCUCAAACGGCACAAUCUACGACCACCUUCACGGUGACCUAAUCGGCAAGGGAUUGCUCGACUGGCCGAUUCGAUUAAAGGUGGCCAUCGAAACCGCCGAGGCUUUGUCAUACCUUCAUCACAUCAAUAUCAUCCACCGUGAUGUCAAGACUACCAAUAUCCUCCUCGACGAAAAUUUCUCGGUUAAGGUUGCCGAUUUUGGGCUCUCGAGGCCCUUACCAAACAACGUCACCCAUGUCUCGACGGCUCCUCAAGGGACUCCGGGGUACGUGGAUCCCGAGUACUUUCAGUGUUAUCAGCUAACUGAGAAGAGCGACGUUUAUAGUUUUGGAGUUGUCCUGGUGGAGUUGAUCUCUUCAAUGCCCGCGGUUGACAUUGGUAGGCAUCGACAUGAGAUCAACUUGGCGAACUUGGCUAUAAAUAGGAUUCAAGAUUGUGCAUUUGACGGGUUGAUUGACCCUGGUCUUGGAUACAAGAUAGAUCAUAGUGUGAGGAGAAUGACUACUUGCGUAGCGGAGUUGGCUUUUCGGUGCUUACAAAAUGAGAAGGAUUUUAGGCCGACUAUGGAUGAAGUGGUGAAGAUAUUAAAAGAAAUAAGAGACUAUAAAGAUGUGCACAAGAGUAGAGGAAGAAAUGAAGGAGAGUGAUAUUAUUGUAAAUUUGUUUAUUGUUACAUUGUCUAUUUUAUAAUAAAACCAUAUAU
Molecule: messenger RNA, 2007 nt
Organism: Impatiens glandulifera
Lineage: Eukaryota; Viridiplantae; Streptophyta; Magnoliopsida; Ericales; Balsaminaceae
Product: LEAF RUST 10 DISEASE-RESISTANCE LOCUS RECEPTOR-LIKE PROTEIN KINASE-like 1.1
Exons: 3
Coding region: 116-1951 (611 amino acids)
Biological process (GO): protein phosphorylation
Molecular function (GO): protein kinase activity; ATP binding
Source: RefSeq, a predicted model, not a curated record